Molecule: messenger RNA, 258 nt
Organism: Angiostrongylus costaricensis
Lineage: Eukaryota; Metazoa; Nematoda; Chromadorea; Rhabditida; Metastrongylidae
Source: the annotation of a GenBank genome assembly
AUGGUCAUAGAUGUAGUGUGCUACCUUUCUCAAAAACCGUGUGGUGUUCGCAAGAAGACUGGGAUGGCUUACGGCAUUGCCGUGCUCCGCGGCACUGCGUUGCCAUCAAACAUAAAUAUGAUUUCCACAUCUACCUAUUGCCUAUUUUUAUCAUCAGAUGGUCAUAGAUGCAGUGUGCUGCCUUUUCUAAAACAGUGUGGUGUUGGCAAGAAGACUGGGAUGGCUUACGGCAUUGCCGUGCUCCACGGCACUGCGUAG